Messenger RNA from Amoebophrya sp. A120, 247 nucleotides. Lineage: Eukaryota; Dinophyceae; Syndiniales; Amoebophryaceae. The record is from the annotation of a GenBank genome assembly.
AUGCGAAUCCGGAAGCCCCCGAUGACCCGCGAUAGAUGGCAAGAUUUACUUUAAGCUUAAGGGCCGCGGACAACACAGAAGAAGAAGUGGGAUUCUAAUUAAAAAGAAAUGGUGGCGGCAGCCGCGCGGCGAAAGCGCGGCCCGCAGGGCCGCGCUUGCGCCGCGCGGCUGGUUUGGCUUUCGCGCUGGUUAGAUUUUCGCGCACGCAUUUGGUUACCAAUAUCGCCCUCCGGGCGCGAUCUUCAUA